AUGGCGAGAACUCGAACUACAAUUGCUGCAACUCAAUUGACAAAGCCGGAAUCUUCAACGAAACAUCAAGCACGUGCUCAGUCAGCGGCAGCUUCUGUGAAACACGAAUCUUUCAUGAAUGGCUCGACUUCAGUUUACAUUGAACAAAUGUACGCGGCUUGGCAAGAAGACCCAAAUUCGGUUCAUAAGUCGUGGGAUGCGUAUUUUCGCAAUGUUGAACAAGGAGCGGCUCCUGGGCAAGCUUUCCAAGCUCCACCAACUGGAGGCUUGACGCUCACCGGCAUCACUCAACCAUCGGCAGGUGCAGCUUCUACGGCGCUUUCAACCGCCGGAGCUUCAGUCCAAUCAAUCUCCGAUCAUUUGAAGAUUCAACUCUUGAUCCGUUCCUAUCAGAUGCGUGGACACAAUGUUGCCGACCUCGAUCCACUUGGAAUUAACAGCGCUGACCUUGACGAUACUGUUCCACCCGAAUUGGAGCUUUCCUUCUACGGGUUGAAUGAAAACGAUCUUGAAAGAGACUUUGUGCUCCCGCCUUCAACCUACAUUGGAGGAUCGCAAACGAGCAUGAAACUCAAGGACAUCAUUGACCGAUUAAAGGACAUUUACUGUCUCCGAACUGGUGUAGAAUAUAUGCACUUGACGAAUUACGAACAACAAGACUGGAUCCGACGUCGUUUCGAAGCUCCACGAGUUACUGAACUUUCACGAGAUCAGAAAAAGGUUCUCUUCAAACGGCUUAUUCGAUCAACGAAAUUCGAGGAGUUCUUAGCGAAGAAAUGGCCUAGUGAGAAACGAUUCGGACUCGAGGGUUGCGAAGUGUUGAUCCCGGCCAUCAAACAAGUGAUUGAUUCUUCAUCUUCUCUUGGCGUCGACUCAUUCGUCAUUGGAAUGCCACAUAGAGGUCGUUUGAAUGUGCUCGCCAAUGUUUGCAGACAACCACUUGCCACCAUCUUGUCUCAAUUUGCAACUCUUGAACCAGCUGAUGAAGGGUCUGGUGAUGUCAAAUACCAUCUUGGAGUUUGCAUUGAGCGCCUCAACCGUCAAUCUCAGAAGAAUAUCAAGAUCGCAGUUGUGGCAAAUCCAUCUCACUUGGAGGCUGUGGAUCCUGUUGUUUUGGGCAAAGUUCGUGCCGAAGCCUUCUACUCUGGGGACCACAAAUGCGAUCGUGCAAUGGCGAUCAUGUUGCACGGAGAUGCCGCCUUUGCAGGCCAAGGAGUCGUAUUGGAGACAUUUAACUUGGACGAUUUGCCAUCUUACACAACAAGUGGCUGCAUUCACAUUGUAGUCAACAAUCAAAUUGGAUUCACCACCGAUCCUCGAUCAUCUCGUUCAUCACCUUAUUGUACCGAUGUUGGUCGUGUUGUUGGAUGUCCGAUCUUCCACGUUAAUGCCGAUGAUCCAGAGGCUGUUAUGCACGUGUGUAACGUAGCUUCUGAUUGGCGUAAGACAUUCAAGAAGGAUGUUAUUAUCGAUUUGGUCUGCUAUCGAAAAUACGGGCACAACGAGUUGGACGAGCCGAUGUUCACCCAGCCUCUCAUGUAUCAAAAGAUCAAGAAACAUAAGCCGGUUUUGGAACUCUACCAACAGAAAAUUCUGAAAGAAAGCGUCGCUGAUGAGCAAUAUGUCAAGGACGAAUUAACCAAGUACGGACAAAUUCUUGAGGAUGCAUAUGAAAACGCUCAAAAGGUGACCUUUGUCAGAAACCGUGAUUGGUUGGACUCGCCAUGGGAUGAUUUCUUCAAGAAGAGGGAUCCAUUGAAGCUGCCUUCAACUGGAAUUGAAAGCGAGGUUUCGAACUUGAUCAUUGACAAAUUCUCAUCGUACCCUGAAGGAUUUAAUCUUCACAAAGGUCUUGAACGUACUUUGAAAGGACGACAACAAAUGCUGAAGGAUAAUUCGGUUGAUUGGGCGGUUGGAGAGGCCCUUGCUUUUGGAUCACUCCUCAUCGAGGGUAUUCAUGUUAGAUUGAGUGGUCAAGAUGUGGAGCGCGGAACCUUCUCGCACAGACAUCACGUGCUUCAUGAUCAAAAGGUCGACCAGAGGGUCUACAAUCCGUUGAACGAUCUUCGUGAAGGACAAGCUGAGUACACUGUGUGCAACUCCUCGCUCUCUGAAUACGCUGUCCUUGGUUUCGAACUUGGCUACUCAAUGGUCGAUCCAAACUCAUUGGUCAUCUGGGAGGCUCAAUUCGGAGAUUUCUCGAACACCGCGCAAUGUAUCAUCGAUCAAUUUGUGAGCAGUGGACAGAGCAAAUGGAUUCGACAAUCUGGAUUGGUGAUGCUCUUACCACACGGUUAUGAAGGAAUGGGACCAGAACACUCGUCGGCCCGCCCCGAACGUUUUCUUCAAAUGUGUAACGAAGAUGAUCAAAUUGAUUUGGACAAAGUUGCAUUUGGACCCACUUUCGAAGCUCAGCAGCUCCACGACACAAAUUGGAUCGUUGCUAACUGCACCAACCCAGCAAACAUCUACCAUCUUUUGAGGCGCCAAGUUCUAAUGCCAUUCCGUAAGCCAGCUAUUGUGAUGUCGCCAAAAUCGUUGCUUCGCCACCCUAUGGCUAGAUCGCCGAUGGAAGAUUUUGCAGCAGGGACUCACUUCCAGCGUGUCAUUUCUGAAACUGGAAGUGCUGCUCAGAAUCCAGCUAACGUCCAAAGAAUUGUCUUCUGCACAGGCAAAGUCUACUACGAUUUGGUUAAUGCUCGCAAACACAUUGGAAAAGAAAACAAUGUGGUCUUGAUUCGUGUCGAACAAAUCGCUCCUUUCCCAUAUGAUUUGAUUCAAGCUGAGUGCCGCAAAUACCCACAAGCCGAACUAUACUGGGCCCAGGAAGAACACAAAAAUAUGGGUGCUUGGGCGUUCAUUCAACCACGGUUCAACUCGCUUCUUGCUAGAGAAGGAAGGGGAAUUAAAUAUGCCGGACGACACCCAUCGGCUUCUCCAGCUACUGGCAACAAAUACACCCACUUGCAAGAGCAGAAAGAACUUUUCGCGCAAACUUUCAAUGCCACCAAGAAAGAUUUCGAAGGAUUCAAGCCU
This is a messenger RNA of Mesorhabditis belari, 3036 nucleotides long. NCBI's taxonomy places the organism in Eukaryota, Metazoa, Nematoda, Chromadorea, Rhabditida, Rhabditidae. The record is from the annotation of a GenBank genome assembly.